Messenger RNA from Oreochromis aureus, 1137 nucleotides. Its product is annotated as 40S ribosomal protein S19. The transcript is spliced from 7 exons. Gene Ontology annotation, molecular function: structural constituent of ribosome; RNA binding. The record is from RefSeq and is a predicted model, not a curated record. Lineage: Eukaryota; Metazoa; Chordata; Actinopteri; Cichliformes; Cichlidae. Gene Ontology annotation, cellular component: ribosome; cytosolic small ribosomal subunit. The coding region runs from base 137 to 577 and encodes 146 amino acids. Gene Ontology annotation, biological process: ribosomal small subunit assembly; translation.
UAUCAUCCUUUCCAAACGAGGGCAGUCUCCCUCCAUCCCUCUUCAGCAUCCUUUUUCUUGUGGUCCUUUUUUGCUGCAGUCACUAAGCUGGGAGUCCAUAACCGCCUGCCUGUCGUCUCUGUGGGGCCUAUACAAAAUGCCCAGCGUCACGGUGAAAGAUGUCAACCAGCAAGAGUUUGUCAAAGCACUGUCAGCUUUCCUCAAAAAGUCUGGCAAACUGAAGGUCCCAGAGUGGGUUGAUACCGUGAAGCUUGCCAGGCACAAGGAGCUUGCCCCCUGUGACGACAACUGGUUUUACACCAGAGCAGCAUCCACGGCCCGCCACCUGUACCUGCGAGGAGGGGUCGGCGUGGGCUCCAUGAUCAAAAUCUAUGGUGGGCGCCAGAGGAAUGGCGUAUGCCCCGCCCACUUCAGUGUAGGAUCCAGGAACGUGGCGAGGAAGGUCCUGCAAGCUCUGGAGGGCCUCAAGAUGGUGGAGAAGGAUCCCAAUGGCGGUCGUAGAUUGACCUCUCAGGGUCAGAGAGACCUGGAUAGGAUCGCUGGGCAGAAUGAUGGACUUGAGAUUGUUUUGAAAUGAUCUCAUAGCCCCUCACAGAUUGACGGGCAGCAAGAAUUGCUUCUCCAAGGUUGCCUCAGCAAACAAGAAACAGCGGAGUUUACAGAGCGCCAUCUGAGGACGUUAUAUAAGAAUCCAGAGAAAAGGAAUGCAGUUAUGCCUUAUCGCUUAUUUACUCAAGUUCACCCUCCUCCCGUAUCAAUCCAGUGCCGACAGUAACCGAGCACAAAGAGGCACUUCAUAGCGAUGCAUGUGUCUAAAAUACAGCGAGUGCAAAUAUCAUACAUGAAUGUUUUGCAGCAGUCAGAGGUUGGCGGUGGCCUUGUAACAGGAAGGCGCAGAGUGGACCCAAAGCACUCCGAAUGCAGUGUUACAAAGCAAAGGCAUGUUCGUAUUUUUGCCUACAAAUGUGAAGCUGUGGAGAGAAAAAGAAAUGUGAGAGCCGAUGUAGAAAGGAAAGAAAUGAAAAGAAUUCUCAUGCACAUUUUUAUUCAUUUUCUAACUUUGUGUUUGCAGAAUGGUAUUACUGAGCACAUAUAAGUGAUACAGGAUGCUCUGAAUAAAAUGAGUAUGAGCACUGA